Molecule: messenger RNA, 1164 nt
Organism: Aspergillus melleus
Lineage: Eukaryota; Fungi; Ascomycota; Eurotiomycetes; Eurotiales; Aspergillaceae
Product: transcription factor domain-containing protein
Exons: 3
Coding region: 1-1164 (387 amino acids)
Biological process (GO): DNA-templated transcription
Molecular function (GO): zinc ion binding; DNA binding
Source: RefSeq, a predicted model, not a curated record
AUGUCAGUGCACGAACCUAGUUUCCGCCAUUUGGUGAACCAAAUUCUGGAAACCUCGCCACCUGGGGCCUCGCUCUCUCCGUCCGGCUUUUCUAUCAUCACUGCAGUCUGCGCUAAGGUUUGUCUAUUCAUGCCUUCGGACCUCUUUCCCCUUGGAGAAUGUCUCGGAGACGUUUUCCUCAAGGCCUCGCGCAGCUGUCUUGCCAGCUAUCUCGAUGCCGACCUCGAGAAUCCCUGUGCCGAUUCUAUCACUAUUCGAUACCUCCACUCCAACUGCCUCCACAUCAGCGCACGGCCAAAGGUAGCAUGGCAUUCCUUCGGGGAGGCGGUUCGAUUGAUACUGCAAAUGCGCCUCUAUGAUGAAGAUUCGUAUGCCGCACUACCGUUGAUCGAAGAAGAGAAGCGUCGAAAUGCCUUUUGGCAGCUCUAUACCGGUGACAAGUCGUUGGCCGUGCUCCGGUCUAUGCCAAUCACAAUCCAUGAGUACACGUUUGAGCAGGGCAUUACGACUGCCUAUCCAUCAUGCGACCAGAACAAGUUGAUCACAGGCUUUAACGCUGGCACAAAACUUUGGAGAUACGCAGCAGACCUAUUACUACAGAUGAGAAUGAUAAGCACAAGCCAGGCUCUCGGUCCAGGCUUGCCGCACACAUCUCUGACGCCACUUGACUAUACGACUCUCGGUGAUCUCUACGUUCGAUUUGCGACCUGUCUUGACGAUCUGCUACCUCAUCUUCUCCCGGAUGGUAUUACGCCACUUUCUGGAAGCAAUGGAACUACCGCGAAUAACGGAUUCACCGUCCAGGUAGCAGAUCUCCACGUAACAUAUCACUGUUUGAGAAUGCACCUUACGAUGGCGCUCGAGAAGAUCGGAUUCUUUUCCUACACAGGACAUCCAAACGACAUGCUUGUGCUCCGAAAGACAGAAAUUGCGGGAGACAUGGUCCGUCUCCUACAGAGACUACCGUUCUGGUCCUUACAGGUCAACGGGGAACCGUGCACGGAAAAGAUUCGGCUGGUCGGUACGAGCUUGCUCGCCAUAAUACAAGAGCCGUCGUCUUCGCAUCUGGGGACAAGAGCUCGUCGCGAUUUCGCAGUGCUCCUCGAUAUCUUGUCACAGCUUGAUUCUAAAGCGUCGGAUACUUUGCGGCGAGAGCUCUUAUAA